AUGAAAGGCUCGAAUGACCGACUUCCCGAUAUUUCGGCCUCGGAUUCGCCAGUACCGUCCUCUUCUUCGAGUGAUGGAGAAUCCCCAGUGGAGAAGAAGUCCCUGCGCAAGAAGAUACGCGCCAUUGUCUGGGACACCCUCGAUAGAAGCCCUGAGGAGCGCCGAUUCAUUGCAAAAAUUGACUUUUUCAUUCUCACUUGGGCGGGUUUUACUUAUUUCAGCAAGAAUCUCAACACCAACAAUAUUUCAAACGCAUAUGUCUCUGGAAUGAAAGAGGAGCUCAACGUCGUUGGAAAUGAGUAUCAAACGUUUACCACGAUGUGGACAAUAGGCUAUGUUGUAUCGCAAAUACCGUCGCAGAUAAUAUGCACUAGAGUUCGGCUUUCGCUGUGGUGUCCUAGCUGGGAAUUGUUCUGGGUCAUAGUCACUUUUGCUACCUCUGCCGUUAGGAAUACUCAUCAGCUAUACGCCUGUCGAUUCUUAGUCGGGCUAGCGGAGGGCACUUUUUACCCAGCAGUUCAUACAGUACUUGGAGGCUGGUACACAAAAGAGGAACUCGCAAAGCGAGCUUGUAUUUUUUUCGCCAGCGCAUUCGUGGGCUCGAUGUUUAGUGGCUAUCUGCAAGCUGCUCUAUACACCGGCAUGGACGGUGUGCAUGGUCUAUCGGGCUCUUUCUACGCGCUACCUGACCUACCGAGCAACACUCGUGUCCACUGGCUAUCCGCCAAGGAGAAGCUUCUAGCUCUCGAUCGGAUGAAGCGUGCGGGCAAGCAGCUCGAGGAGCCGUUCACAUUGCAAGGCGCGAAGCGCAUUCUCAAGAAAUGGCACUUUUGGGUCUACACGACUUAUUACACCGAGAACAUUGGAAGCUACAUGAAUCUGUGGUUGAAGAGCCUUGAUCUAUACACUGUUCCGGAGAUAAACACAUAUCCUACUGUCAUCAACGCGAUCACCAUUGUGACCACGCUAUGCUAUGGCUGGACCAGUGACUCAUUACAAGUUCGCGCACCAAUUGUCUACUUCUCGCUCGCUGUUUGUUUCUUUGCGGCAAUGAAUUUGGCCAUUUGGGAUGGCGUGCCUUUUGGUCUGAAAUGGGCAUCCUUCUACCUCACUGGCUUCGCGCAAGGCUCCGGCCCCGUAUUCCUUACUAUGGUUAACGAGCACUGUGCUGGGGAUAGUCUGGAGAGGAAAAUCAUCCUUGGAUCGACCAACUCGGUAGCAUAUGCCUUCAAUGCUUGGAUCCCAUUGUUGACAUAUAACACAACAAAAGAGAUGCUGCGGCUGGACCUCCUCAUCGCAGAAGUGAGCCAAAUGAAGAGGUUUCAAGCAGCCAGGAUACCGACUAGACGAUUGCAAGGGUCACCACGAAGUUACAGGGUUCUUGAGACCAGAAGAGGCUUCUGCAUCACCAAGGACUAUCUUCUCUUCCAAUUGUGGUGGGCUUCAAAAAGCUCGGGCCGGAUACUCAAUUUCAAGCAGUACUCAAGUUACGACACUUGA
This is a messenger RNA of Diaporthe amygdali, 1500 nucleotides long. Its product is annotated as major facilitator superfamily transporter. Lineage: Eukaryota; Fungi; Ascomycota; Sordariomycetes; Diaporthales; Diaporthaceae. Bases 1 to 1500 code for a protein of 499 amino acids. Gene Ontology annotation, molecular function: transmembrane transporter activity. The record is from RefSeq and is a predicted model, not a curated record. Gene Ontology annotation, biological process: transmembrane transport. Gene Ontology annotation, cellular component: membrane. The transcript is spliced from 17 exons.